Messenger RNA from Gaeumannomyces tritici R3-111a-1, 838 nucleotides. RefSeq lists its product as hypothetical. The transcript is spliced from 5 exons. Lineage: Eukaryota; Fungi; Ascomycota; Sordariomycetes; Magnaporthales; Magnaporthaceae. Bases 86 to 838 code for a protein of 250 amino acids. The record is from RefSeq and is a predicted model, not a curated record.
AGCAGCGCAGUGAGCAGCGCAAUGAGAGCAAUGAGUAGCACCGCCGAGCAAUGGCCAGCAGCUCAACCGACUCGGCUCUCCGAGCAUGUGGACGUGCCUCGGUAUCCGGCUCGUCAUUGGCGUCCUUGGCGCCUUGCGUGCAUCGAGAGACGAGUCCGGCAACAUGGUGGCACCGGCAAGGUCGAGGCUCAGGGGCCUCAGCACUGACCCCCCGCCACUGGUUUCGGUGCAAGUCGCAGAUGCGACGCAGUCGACGGCCAGCCUUUUUGCAGCGUCGCACUCAUUUACGGAGAGGGUCGCGGGCAUGUAUGGGACUGGCGAUGACGCCUGUAGCCAGGAAUCUGCAGCAAUCUCGCUGCGGGUGCUGGUGGCCCACGAAGUGCCGGCAAGCGUCAUUGCGACCUGCAGGCGCGAAAGGGGUGGUGGACGGUUGGCAGGUGUCUGCAGCGUGAAAUGGCGCGCUGGUGGAGAGCAGUCGUGCUUGACCAGGACCCCUGUGCCCAUGACUGGCCCAACCGAGCCUGUCCCUGUGCUGGUUCAUCGACGCCAGCGAGCACGCUCGAUCGCUCUAGCUCGGCCGGCCUCACCGCUUCACAUCGACCCUCUAGCACUCGUCGACAGGGGCGCUCCCCACCACCACCCUUACUACCCCCAUCGCCCCGCCUCGUCACGCACGCUGGGUAGCGUGCAUGUUCCGCCCACACCCCUACCCUGUGCUGCCGUGGCAUGGUCUGGUGUCAAGCCUGCUGUUAAGAGAACCCUCGCCGCCGUCUCUGCGGCGCAGCCCCCGCUGUGCGACUCAUUCAUGUUCUUUCUCGAGGCACCGAGGCAGCAUUGA